Molecule: messenger RNA, 661 nt
Organism: Ciona intestinalis (vase tunicate)
Lineage: Eukaryota; Metazoa; Chordata; Ascidiacea; Phlebobranchia; Cionidae
Source: RefSeq, a predicted model, not a curated record
ACACAGUUCACAGUAACAGCAGCACAGUCGAUGCUCUUCACUGGAGCCUCACAAAGUCCGGAUGCUGAUCCGGAAGCUUUUAAUCCGGAUUAUAAACCUGUAGUAGCAGAACUUCCUCCUCUCAUUGAAAUGAAGACAGGAGAAGAAGAGGAAGAGAUCCUCUUUAAAGAAAGAUGCAAAAUGUUUCGUUUCGACAACUCUAUAUCAAACUGGAAAGAACGCGGACUUGGUGAACUGAAAAUUCUCUUCCAUAAAGGGAUGAACCUGCAUCGUGUAGUGAUGCGCAGGGAACAGGUUUUUAAAGUGUGUGCCAACCAUCUAAUAACCAAGGAUAUGAACUUGCUGCCGAACUCCGACAAAUCGUGGAUGUAUGUCGCCAACAAUAAAUCAGACGGCGAAGCUGAGGUUGAAAAACUCUCCGUCAAGUUUAAGACGCCACAGAUCGCCAACCAAUUCAAAGAGAUCUGGGACACCUGUCGACACGGUAGCUAAAAUUGGUAACUGGUAUUCAACUAACAUUAAACUGAGGUGCUUUCCCCGUGACGUCAUAGGCUGUGACGUCACCAGACAUUGCCAACGGCUUUUAAUCAACAGAAAUCGCUUCGUCAAUUGAGUUUAACCGAUUCAUGAUUACCGUAUUGAAAUAAAACGAUAUUCUGUA